GUUACGUAAGUGGAGCAUGUCGAUAUCGAAAUUCUGUUAACUACAUGACUGGCGGCCGCAGCCGCAGCGAUGAACGGCUGGUGUCCGCAGCCAUAGCGACGAACGGCGAGCAUUGACAAGGCUGGAACGUUGGCAAUUAAUAGGAGAGGUGGGACUUAAUUAGUACAAUCUCCGCGGUGUGUUCCAUUCCCGGCGUAUAUCGCGUCUCGUGUCUACGUCCGCCUCUCAUUGUGAGCCCGAAAUGCUUCGCGUUCCGUUACGUUCCUCAGAAGAAGCUAAUAUUCCAGCGCCGGAAGUCUUGGGAGUCAUCUUCUUGCGGGAACGUACCUGUUGGACCCUCAGGUGGACCCUGCUCUUUGCCCCGGAAUCACUGAGAAUUGCCACUAGGAGCAAACAACAACCUAAAAGCGAUCUUAGCUGCUCUAAUGGAGCCAGAUUCAAAAUUUCGGCGCGGAAUUCAAACGGUACAGUCCCACUUACCCAAGCAACCCUCACGUGGUUAUCGCACUUUCAAUCUGGAAUCCGGAAACUACUUACAGAGAAAAAUUGUUACAAGAGGAUUACCCUCUCUCUCUCUCUCUCUCUCUCCAAUUAUUCUGGAAACACUUUUCCCUCUCACUGGAGUCCUCUUCCAUCUGCAAGAAUAAAAUCUAGCGCAUGCGGCCGGGCUCGGCGUCUGGGAGCCUUAAAUAAAGCUGGCGACCACAUGGUAGUCACGGCAGCAAAACUAUGUCUUGUCAGGCUGAGAAAGUUUGGAGAUAGAUGGUCACCUGGGCGCAGCUCCAUACUUCUUUACAUUCCAUACGUCGCAUUCACUAUGGGAAGUAAGGAAGCACGGAACAGUGGCCCGGCUUAAGGUAUCUCC
Megalopta genalis is the source of this 865-nucleotide messenger RNA. NCBI's taxonomy places the organism in Eukaryota, Metazoa, Arthropoda, Insecta, Hymenoptera, Halictidae. The record is from RefSeq and is a predicted model, not a curated record.